AUGACGAAGUUUACGUUAAGUGGCCAGGUUGUGGUCAUUGCGGGUGGCUCUCAAGGCUUGGGUAAAGAAUUCGCUCGCAAGUUUUUCCAAGAGGGUACCAACAAUACCGUAGUUGUUGUGAGCAGGUCUCGCACCAAACUACAACAGGCUGUACGUGACAUAUCGGGACAAGAAUCGGCUCAAGAGUUGACAAAAGCUACUCAGGUGCGUCCUCAAGAAAGUGAAAUUGUCUAUGCUACUUGUGAUCUCGCUGAUUACAGUCAAGUGGAAAACCUGUAUGAAAUACUAGCCUCAUGUUCUUUAAAGCCCACCGUAGUGCUGCUGUGCGCGGGGGGAUCUACUCCUGGGCUUUUCAAGGACUUGAAGGGCUCCGACCUAGAAUUGGGAGUCAAAGUGAAUUAUAUGACAUGCGUUAACCUCGCUCAUAUUGCAGUACGUCACUGGCAGUCUGCGCACCUGAUGUUUUUCUCUAGUGAAGUAGCGUUCUUUCCGUUCAUAGGGUAUGCUCAAUAUGCGCCUCUAAAACAGUCUAUCAAGUCUCUGGUAGCAAUUCUACGCCAGGAGUGUCCUCAGCAACGCAUCUCGUGUGUGUAUCCAGGAAAUUUCGAUAGUGAGGGCUAUGUAUUGGAGAACGAGACUAAACCAUCCAUCACCAGAGAAAUCGAGGGUCCAUCAGAAGCUAUUUCUUGUGAGGAGUGUUGCAAUCGUAUUGUGCGUGUAUUGAAUAUGGGAUACGAUGACAUAACUACAGAUCUUAUCGGAUGGUUCCUGAUGAGCACCGAUAUGGGUAUGAAUAAACAAAACAAUGUUUCUCUAGGUUGGCCUCUACAAUGGUUAUUGGGCAUAAUUGCCAACUUGGUCAUAGUUCCUAUCUACAUGCUCAUUUGCAAAUUUCAAAUCAAAAAGUGGCACAGCUCUUGCGAAAAGCAAGAAUAA
This is a messenger RNA of Lachancea nothofagi CBS 11611, 936 nucleotides long. Lineage: Eukaryota; Fungi; Ascomycota; Saccharomycetes; Saccharomycetales; Saccharomycetaceae. The record is from the annotation of a GenBank genome assembly.